AUGCUGGCUGCUGUAUGCUGCUUUGGAGGACCUGAUGAACACACCAAAUCGAUCGAAAGGCAACUCCAAAAGGAGAAAAAACAGCUGAAAAAACAGGUGAAGUUGUUAUUGCUUGGCUCAGGAGAGUCAGGAAAAUCAACAUUCAUCAAGCAAAUGGUCAUUAUUCAUGGGAAAGGAGAAUUUACAGCUGAUGAAGUCCGAGCAUAUCGUCAACAAAUUUAUCAGAAUGUGAUCUCAGCAAUGCGAGUACUCUUGGAUGCGCGUCAAAAGCUCGGAUUUGCGUGGCAGAAUCCCGAGCGACAAAAACAUGUCGAAGCAGUUAUGAGGUUCACAGCUACUGAUAUGAUGCGAGGUAUAGAUCAACCAACAUUCGCCGAUGUGGCACCCUUGGUAAGAGAUCUGUGGGAUGAUCAAGCUAUCAAGCAUACUUAUGAACAACGAAAUUUGUUCCAAAUUUGCGAUUCGUGCAUUUAUUUUUUCGAGCAUAUCAACAGGGUCUCAAUGCCGGAUUAUUAUCCAACCAAUAGAGAUAUUUUGUUUUGUCGGAAGGCCACUCGUGGUAUAACUGAACACGUCUUCGAAAUUCAGCGGAUACCGUUCAGGUUUAUCGAUGUUGGCGGUCAACGAUCGCAAAGGCAAAAGUGGUUUCAGUGUUUCGAGGAUAUUACAAGCAUCUUAUUUAUGGUCGCCUCUUGCGAAUAUGAUCAGGUGAUACUGGAAGAUCGACGUACCAAUCGCGUAGUUGAGUCUCGGUCGAUAUUCGAGACCAUUGCCAACAACAAGUCAUUUUCAAACGUCUCCAUCAUUCUUUUCAUGAAUAAGAGUGAUCUGUUGGAACAAAAAGUGCCAAAAUCAGAUAUCCGUCAGUACUUUGCGGAUUUCACGGGUGAUCACCGCAGUGUACGUGAUGUACAAUUUUUCUUGGUGGAUAAAUUUGAAAAUUGUCGGCGAGAUAAACGGCGUCCGUUCUUUUAUCAUUAUACGACUGCAGUUGAUACGGAAAAUAUACGACGAGUAUUCAAAGAUUGCCGAGAAAGCAUUCUUGAGCAGAAUUUGAAGACGUUGAUGAUGCAGUAG
Molecule: messenger RNA, 1077 nt
Organism: Anisakis simplex (herring worm)
Lineage: Eukaryota; Metazoa; Nematoda; Chromadorea; Rhabditida; Anisakidae
Source: the annotation of a GenBank genome assembly